AUGACCUUCUACCAGCUUUCCGAUGCCGAAGGUGCCGAUAACUACUACAACCCUCUUCUCUUGUGGUGGUACGACUUCUGGGUCCAUUGGGUCAGCGCGCUCUUUGCCUGGAAGUGUUCGUCUAAGAACAUUCUCCUCCCUUUCUUCCUAUCCAACAUUGGAUCUCGACACUGUGAUGUUGGCGUGGGCACGGGCUACUAUCUCUCUGCCGUGCGGAAGCGCCAGCCGUCCUGGCCUCAAGACAAGCUGACGCUAGUGGACUUCCACAUCCGAUGUCUAAGGAAAGCUGCCAACCGUGUGGGGAUAGCGGAUCGUACGGAGUGUGUGCUGGCCAAUAUCCUGGAGCCCAUCCCCAUACAGCCUGAACGCCAGUUCGACUCCAUAUCCCUUAUGUAUGUCCUGCACUGUCUCCCGGGGGCUUCAAAGGACAAGGGGCGCGUGUUCGCCAACUUGAAGCCGCUCCUCAAGGACAGUGGUACCCUCUUCGGGUCUACGCUGUUGUGCCGUGGGGUUCGGCAGAACUGGUUCAAUUGGCUCCUGCAACGUAUCUACAAUGCUGUGGAUAUGUUUCAAAAUCGGGCAGACUUCCCAGAUGACUUUGUCCGUGCGCUGGAGGAGGAGUUCGAGGAGGUGGAGAGCGUGAUUAUUGGGACGGUCCUGAUGUUCAAGGCACGGAAGCCUCGUCGCUAG
This is a messenger RNA of Aspergillus terreus NIH2624, 690 nucleotides long. RefSeq names its product class I SAM-dependent methyltransferase. The record is from RefSeq and is a predicted model, not a curated record. The coding region runs from base 1 to 690 and encodes 229 amino acids. The transcript has a single exon. Lineage: Eukaryota; Fungi; Ascomycota; Eurotiomycetes; Eurotiales; Aspergillaceae. Gene Ontology annotation, molecular function: methyltransferase activity.